Daldinia childiae is the source of this 663-nucleotide messenger RNA. RefSeq lists its product as uncharacterized. The record is from RefSeq and is a predicted model, not a curated record. The transcript has a single exon. NCBI's taxonomy places the organism in Eukaryota, Fungi, Ascomycota, Sordariomycetes, Xylariales, Hypoxylaceae. The coding region runs from base 1 to 663 and encodes 220 amino acids.
AUGGCUCCCGUAACCGAAAUCGUCCUCCACAGCCUCAAGCCAGGCACAGACGUGGAGACAUUCUACAAGCUCUUCUCCGUCAUCAAAGAGCAAUCGGGCGCCCAAGCCGUGCGUGCUUCCACCGUGCACGAGAACCCCGAGCAGGUCGACCUCUUCAUCGACUGGGACAGCAUCGAGUCGCACCAAGCCCUGCAGGCCCAAACAGAAGCCUACGGCGCCUUCAUCGACCAGGUCAAGCCCCACGUCACCAAGCUAGCUACCGUGAUCCACGCAGAGCUGACUCCGUUCCCGCCCACCGUGCUGGAUAAUGCCGAUGGCAAAGGCAAAUCCCCCGUUGCCCAGCUCAUAUUUACCUACUUCGCGCCUGACACCGACGCGGCCAAGACGCUUACCGAGGCGCAAAAGUUCGUCUCUAAGCUGUCUGGCACGAGCCUCGCGGGAUUGACGGGUGAGUCCUCUUUCGGCUGGACGGUCGAGAAGGACGUUGAUUUCAAGGGCGAGAAGACCCGCGUGUUAAUUAUUAUCCUGGGCUGGGAGAGCGUUCAAGCUCAUUUGGAGGCGCGCGAGACAGAUGCUUGGAAGAGUAUAAUUGGCGAGUUCCAGGGCGCUGCAGAGGGCCUUAAGGGCUUCGAAGUCACCCACGUUAGCACCAAAGCUGUAUAG